UAUAAACUCGUUACUGGUUGCUAAAUAUGAGUUUUAAUACCUAGUUACAUAAAACAGCAAGGUUAUAUCCACAUAUACCUAAUAUACUGGUAAAAUAAAAUCUCGUAAACGCUAUAUUAUUAUACAGAGUUAAUUACCAUAGAACUUACCUUUUGUAUUCUGUAAAUUUGCAGUAAAAAUGGCAAGUGAAACCCAAGGAAUUCAACAACUUUUAGCCGCAGAAAAAAAGGCUUCUGAAAAAGUGUCUGAGGCGAGAAAAUGUAAAGCCAGGAAAUUAAAGGCAGCCAAAGAAGAAGCAAAAGGAAUAAUAGAGAAAUGUAAAUGUGAGGAAGAACAAAAGUUUAAAGAAAGCGAAAAAAUGAUCCUUGGUUCAAGAAAUGAUGUGAAGACACGCAUGGAUAAGCACCAAGAAGAUGUAAUUAAGAAACUUGCCCAAGAAGCAACUGAAAACAAGGACAAAGUUAUUCAAAGAAUUCUUGAGCUUGUAUGCGAUGUGAAACCAGAACUUCAUAUAAAUUAUAAAACAACUUAAUUUAAUCUCAGUUAUUAUCCCAAAAGUUUAAGAUAUAAUAUGUGUUCUAUAUCAUUUCAAAGAACACAUAUUACUUGGUACUGACAAUGUCUGUGUUAUUGCAAAAACAAAAGAAAAUGUUUUUCAUUGUAUUAAGCUUAGAUAAUAGAGAAUCAUUAUUAGUGUACAAGAAUAUGUUUUAUUUCUUCUAACAGACCAAUAUGUUGUGCAAUGUUGUGACCUUGAAAUAUAUAAUACUUGAAUAAAUUGUGAAAUGUUGGUCUCUUA
Ciona intestinalis (vase tunicate) is the source of this 799-nucleotide messenger RNA. NCBI's taxonomy places the organism in Eukaryota, Metazoa, Chordata, Ascidiacea, Phlebobranchia, Cionidae. The record is from RefSeq and is a predicted model, not a curated record.